Molecule: messenger RNA, 159 nt
Organism: Colletotrichum lupini
Lineage: Eukaryota; Fungi; Ascomycota; Sordariomycetes; Glomerellales; Glomerellaceae
Exons: 1
Source: RefSeq, a predicted model, not a curated record
AAUACGUUAAUAGCGGGUAUUAUAAAGAUUAGUUUCGGCCUAAGUAAGGAAAUCGUCGCCCUAGGUAUAAUAGAAAUAGAGACGCACUUUAGAACAAUAACUUUCUAUAUUUUACCUAUUAAUACCCUAUUUCUCCUAUAUCUAAAAGACAUAGAUUAA